CCGACUCGCCCAUAUCGAUACCUCGACCCCGCUCAACCAGCAAAUCCGACAAGCGAUUAUUGUUUUUGGAUACAAAACCUAAUCUCAAAAUGAAGGUUUCUGUAGCUAUCCUCGCCGCUGCAGGCGGUGCGGAGGCUUUCUGGCGCAUGGAGUGCCGCGGCAGAUUGGGUGUCGCUCGCCUCGACCCUCUGGUCAACUACGGUGAAGUUGGGUCCCAUGCCCACUCGGUUCACGGUUCUUCUGGUUUUAGCGACAAGGCCGAGUUCGACGACCUGAUGAACGGUGACUGCACUUCUUGCGCUGUUACCCAGGAUAAGUCUGCGUACUGGACUCCUUCUCUCUACUUCCAGCAUGCCAACGGCUCCUAUGAGCUCGUUCAGCAGGUUGGUGGUAUGCUGGCUUACUACCUCCUUUACACGGAUGAUGCCAACCCCUCCAGUGGCAUCAAGGCGUUCCCUCCCGGAUUCCGCAUGAUUGCCGGAGACACUAAUCGCCGUAACUAUACGGUCGGCAACGUCCAGGAUGCCGACCCCCAGAAGUCCGACUGGGCCAGCCUUGGACAGACUUCGCAGACCGAUCUGACUCAGCGUGCCAUCGGAUUCAACUGCCUCAACUACGGAAAACAACCCGAGGGCACAUUGUACCGUCACUACAUGCCUGACAAGGACUAUCUCGAUGCCAACUGCGCCGACGGUAUUCGCGCCGAAAUGAUGUUCCCUUCUUGCUGGAACGGCAAGGAUCUCGACUCUGAUAACCACAGGUCCCACCUGGCAUACCCCGAUCUUGUCAUGAGCGGCAACUGCCCCAAGGGUUUCGAGACCAAGGUCCCUAGUCUCAUGUACGAGACCAUCUGGGCUACCAACAACUUUAUCGGACAACCUGGCCAGUUCGUCUGGGCCAACGGUGAUAUUCAGGGUUUCGGUUACCAUGCCGACUUCAUGAACGGCUGGGACGAGGACUUCCUCCAGCAAGCCGUUGAGACCUGCACCAACGACAGCGGCAGGAUUCAGGACUGCCCCAUCUUCAAUAUCCAGACCGAGGAUCAGCAGGGACAGUGCACCUUCAACAACAACGCCGAGCUCGUCAAGAUGUUCAAGACUUCUCUCAAUGAGAAGACUACCGGACUGAUUGGCGACUCCCUUCCCGGCGGCGUCAAGAUUGCUUACGGACCCGAGCCCGCCAAUGCGGCCAACGCUGGAUCGCACAGCACUACUGUCGAAGUCCCAACUGCUACUUACUCCCAGGGUGCCACUGUCACCAACGGCAACUACAUGCCCGGAGGUAUCUUCAAGGCUGCUAAGGUCGCCGAUGUCAACUCCCCGGUCGUCCCCAGCAUCACCACCGAGGCUUCGUCUGUUAUUACUGAGGCGCCUACCGUCAUCGACCAGGAUGGUGAAUUUACCGCCAUCAGGACCGAGUACAUUACCAACGGCAAUGUUGUCAGCAUGGUUAUCAUCAAGGAGGCUCUCGAGUACGUGACCGUCACGACCACUACUGUUACGGCCGUCCAGACCGUUCAGGCCCGCCAGUACUCUCAGUACAUGAACCGCCACAAGGUCCGCCAUGCUGCGAACCACCGGGCUUAAGCCAUAUGCUAUAUGACUGUUUCCGGUAUCCUCACUUCACUUCUACAGGCCUUGUUCCCUUCCUGGUGACAUUGGCUCUGGGCCACAUUAGUGAAGAGAAAUCUUCGUGGCCAUUU
Neurospora tetraspora is the source of this 1702-nucleotide messenger RNA. RefSeq lists its product as uncharacterized. The transcript has 2 exons. Lineage: Eukaryota; Fungi; Ascomycota; Sordariomycetes; Sordariales; Sordariaceae. The record is from RefSeq and is a predicted model, not a curated record. The coding region runs from base 90 to 1586 and encodes 498 amino acids.